CAUCUUCCUCGUGUCGUUCCCCAACCCUCCUCCUCUUCUCCACUUCUAGAUUUUUCCUUCUCCACAAGAACUUUUGGAAAAAAGAAAAUAUACAAAUUGGAUUUUGGGACGAGGAGUCGCGCGAAUCGGGGCCGGAGACGUGAUCCAAAUUUCGGUUCGCGGUGAGAUUCUCGUAGUUUUUUGUAGGUUUUGGUUCAAAGGUGCGAUCAUUUCGCGUGGAUUGUUCGAGAUCCUGAUGAAUUUGUAGGAGUAGAGCUCGAGAUCGAUCCUUUUCUAGGGUUUUCUCCUUCGAUUUGUGAGAAGGAAAGAACCCCAAUUUGAGAUGGCUCCACAGAUUUUACUGUAAAAUUUGCCCGAUUUCGGCCACUCUCGGUGCCCUUCUUCAUCAGCGAGGGUAUCUUUUCUCGACACAAAUUAGGACAACAAAAUGUCCUCAGCCGGCGCCGCGCUCAGCCCGAUCAGGGAAGAUUCGAUCCUCUCGCCCAUCCGAUUCGACGGGAGCAGAUCGCCGCACUGCUCCCAGGAACCGAUCUUGAUCUUCCUCGCUGUUCCUGGCUCAUUGCCGAUCCCAAUCCGCAUCCUUGAAUCCGAUUCUAUCAAAUCGGUGAAGCUUCGGAUCCAGCAAUUCAAAGGGUUUGUGGUGAAGAAUCAAAAGUUGGUUUUUGAUGGACGCGAAUUGGCUCGGAACAACUCCCUCGUCCGCGAUUAUGGCGUGACCGAUGGGAAAAUGCUCUAUCUCGUGAUCCGGCUUUCCAAUCUCCGUGUGAUCACUGUUAAAACCGUUUGCGGGAAGAAAUUUGAAUUCCAAGUAGAGCAUAGCCGGAACAUUGGGUAUAUCAAGCAGCAGAUUGCCAAGAAGGGCAAGGAUUUUGGCGAUCUUGAGGACCAAAAACUUGUAUUUGAUGGUGAAGAGCUCGAAGACCAUAGGCUUAUUACCGAUAUAUGCAAAAGUAAUGAUGCUGUGAUCCAUCUGCUGAUCAGAAAGUCAGCGAAGGUCAGGGCUGAGCCUGUUGGGAAGGACUUUGAGUUGUCCGUGGUUGCCCCUGAUGUGAAAGAAAAGUUGCAAUUAGAUGCCCUCCAAGUGUUCGACAGAAGUCCUCUUCCACGCAGGAAUUCUUGGGUUGAGCCGGUGGUUAUCAAUCCGAAAGUUGAACUGUCUCCAUUAGUUAUGAAUAUGAUAAGGGAGACAUUUGAUGGGUUGGAGAAGGGGAAUCCGCCCAUUAUGUCUGCAGAGGGUUCGGGCGGGGCCUACUUCAUGCAGGAUUUUUCCGGUCACAAGUAUGUGGCUGUUUUUAAGCCGAUUGAUGAAGAACCGAUGGCCGAGAACAACCCUCGUGGGCUUCCCUUGUCAACCGAUGGUGAAGGGUUGAAGAGGGGAACAAGGGUCGGAGAAGGUGCACUGAGGGAGGUCGCGGCAUACAUUCUGGACCACCCAAUCGGUGGUCGUCGGUUGUGUGAUGAAAUCGGGCUUGCGGGGGUUCCGCCAACGGUAUUGGUUCGGUGCUUACAUGGUGGUUACGAUCAUAAAAAAGAUUUUAAGAUCGGUUCUUUACAGAUGUUUGUGAAGAACAAUGGGAGCUGUGAGGAUAUGGGUCCUAGAGCUUUCCCUGUGGAGGAGGUGCAUAAGAUAUCUGUGUUGGAUAUAAGGUUGGCAAAUGCCGAUCGCCAUGCUGGAAACAUAUUGAUCUGCAAGGGGGAAGAAGGGCGGUUUGUGCUCGUGCCGAUUGACCAUGGAUAUUGCUUGCCUGAAAAUUUUGCAGAUUGCACCUUUGAGUGGCUCUACUGGCCCCAAGCUCGCCAACCAUUUAGCACCGAAAUUCUAGACUACAUAAGAACCCUGGAUGCUGAAGAAGAUAUUGCCCUCCUCAAGUUCCACGGAUGGGAGCUCUCGCUCCAGUGCUCUCGCGUGUUCCGCAUCAGCACCAUGCUUUUGAAGAAGGGUGCAGAAAAAGGGCUCACUCCCUAUGAUAUAGGAAGCAUAAUGUGUAGGGAAACUCUCAAGAAGGAAUCCAAGAUCGAAGAGAUCGUCCGUGAGGCGGAGGAUGCUGUUCUCCCAGGCACCAGUGAGCUGGCGUUCCUUGAAACUGUCUCCGAGAUCAUGGACCAGUACCUUGACGAGCUUGUUCAGUAGAAAUAACUCAUCGAGUUAUAUAUUUUCAGUUCCAAGUGUAUGUAGGUCGAACUAUGUUAAUCUGGUUUAUCGGUUAAUGGAACUGAAGAUGAUUGUAAGUAACUUCGUUAAUGCCUUGGAGUUGUUUUGUUGAUUCUUGUCUCAAUUUCCUGACUUUUUAAAGAGGACACGAGAAGUUCUACGGGCCUUAAAUCGCAGUUGACGCUACAAUCCUAUAUGUUGGAUUUUAGAGCUUCUGUGAUUUGCUUUGGGGCAGCGGAGGGACGGCUUAGGAUCCUUCUUUAUGUACCUAUGUUGUUUAUAUUUCUUAUGACCUUACGGCUAAAUGUCAGCUUGGUUUUUCUCUUUUGAGCUUAUUUCAGCAACUCUGAUGUUAUGACAUUAACUAUCUAUACAUGUAUGUCGUAUUAAAAUA
Messenger RNA from Ananas comosus (pineapple), 2546 nucleotides. Its product is annotated as phosphatidylinositol 4-kinase gamma 4-like. The record is from RefSeq and is a predicted model, not a curated record. The coding region runs from base 428 to 2131 and encodes 567 amino acids. Gene Ontology annotation, molecular function: protein binding. Lineage: Eukaryota; Viridiplantae; Streptophyta; Magnoliopsida; Poales; Bromeliaceae. The transcript is spliced from 3 exons.